AUUUUUUUUAAAAAAAACAUGAGCGAUAACAAUCUUGGGAAACACGUAACGGACUAUAUGAUAUCUGAAAACGAGUCAUCUAGCAAUGCUAAAAAAUCAGCUGAAAGUGUUAUGGAGCUUGUUAAUACCGGAGAUGUGAAGACAAAUUUAAUCAACCUGAUUCAAUCUAUGGGGGAAUACCUUGUUCAUAACGAUAGCAACAUACGAUCGAAAUCGACAUGUUUGUUAUCCUAUGCUAUUGAGCAUUGUCAUCAAGAAGAAUUGACGGAACCAACAGUGAAUGUGCUUGUUAAAUUUUAUACUAGUCGCUUAUCAGAUCAAUUUAGCGUACCUAAUUUAAUGACAGGUUUCAUUGCAUUAACUGGUAAAUUCGACCAUUUCAAUACUGUUUGUACAAAGACCGCCAUCGAAGGAAUUAUGAAUCAAGUAUACCUUCAAUCUUUUCCUCAUAUUACCAGAAAUGCCACAUAUCAGGUGUUCGAGAACAUUUUAGAUUAUCACUGUGAAGAUGUCAAACUGGUCAAUGAUACAUUCAUUAGCGGGUUUGCUAGAUCCAUGACUGGCGAAAAAGAUCCUCGUAAUUUAAUGAUUGUUUAUGCCAUUGUUCAAAAGAUGGCAAAGUUGUUGGAUAUCUCCAACCAUGUUCAAGAAUUAUUCGAUGCCACAUUUUGUUAUUUCCCAAUCACAUUUCGUCCUCCUCCAGACAAUCCAUUUGGUAUCACUGCCAAAGACCUCAAAUCCAAUCUCAGAAAAUGUAUGGCUUCCACUCCUUUAUUUUCAAAAUUAGCUUUGCCACUCAUCUUAUUGAAAAUGUCUACAACUUCUGGAAGCGCAAAGAAAGAUUCAUUAGAGACAAUUACAGCUUGUGCACCCGUCUAUGGUGCCACAGAACUUUUACCGCUAGGCCGCAAAUUAUUCGAUGCCGUCAAAGUAGAAAUCGUCAACGGAAGUCCCGAUCCUGCUUUACGUGACCCUUCAUUGGACGCUAUACAUGCCUUAACAAAGGCAAUCACAUUAAACGCUACCACCGAAGAUGUUCAAGUCACCGAUGUAUUAAAGCCAUUAAUUGACGACUGUAUCGGUUUACUUGAUGAAUUGGACGAAGAUACUGUCAAACCUGCUAGUCUGGUGCUACGUGCUGCCGCUUCUGCAUCCCCUUUCGCAUAUGCCUUGAUUGAAGCCUCUAUCAUCCCAAUGUUAUUUCGUCAAUACAGAGACAACGAGGAGAUGAAGCAACGUUAUUUAAUCUUGUGUACAAUGGUAGCCAUCAUUCAAGCGAGAAAAAUCGUAUUUGGCUCUGCCUCAGGAAAUGAUCAAGAUGUGGACGUAAGCCAAGAUUCAGUGCUGGUUUCUUAUAAAGAUCGUUUGACAGAAAUAUUCAGUGCGGCCAUUAAAUCUUCAAGUGAUCAUCCCGAGGUUCGUUUGAUGGGUAUACUCGGUCUUGGAUUACUUUGUGUACUAAAGGGUUAUAUGACUCGAAUCGAGAGAGGUACGUGCAUUCAGACAUUGAAUAGCGUGCUUGAAACAGAACAAGAGGAAAAAUUAAGAAUGUCGGUCGAAAUGUCACUAUUUGAAAUAUCUACAAUGGACCCCGAACUUGUUACACACAUCACAGUUCCAGUACUGAUGAAUCUCUUGCCUGAUUUCUCUUCAUCCGGUAGUGCAGGCCGUGUACCAUAUAAACUCACAUUAAAAACCAUUCAAAAAUUAUGCACACCUCCUGCUAUCUACAAGGUCGUUGAGCAGCAAUUACUACAAAAGUUUUUAAUCAUUUGUGGACAUAAUGAAGAUAAAAAAUAUGCUGCCGAAAUGAUAACUACAUUGUCAAAUCUUAUAAAGUCAAAGGAUGCCGAAAAACACAGCGAUCUGAAAAAUUGUACAGAAACACUUUUACCAAGGCUUAUUCAUGCCAUUAUCGCCGCCUCAUUAGAUUCCGAUAAGAAAAAUACGAUUAUUUUAAGUGAUGAUAUUAUGCAGAUUGUAUACUUGAUCAUCGUUUCUGUAUUAAAAAAUUUGACAGCAAGUGAACAACAUGACUAUAUUUCAACAAUGUUCAAGUUGUUCAAGGAGGGCAACCUCCAGAUCCUGGACAUUCAUUCUGGCGCAACAUUCUGUCCACUUUUAGCAAACGCUCCUGAAUCUCAGAUACCAUGCACACAGAUAUUCGGUACAAUGAUUUGUGCACUGCGAAAAGAUGUGGUUUUACCCACUGAAUCAACAGAGUCGUUUUUGGAUGAGCUUGUAGGCGAGGCAUUAAAAAGUCAAAACGAAACUCAAGUCAUCUCUUUAUCGAGAAUGAUUGCUUCCAUUAUCAACAAAUGGAAAGAUGAAGAGACAUUUAAAUCUUAUUUAGAGACUUUGGUGGCAAGGUUGCAAGAUCUUGUCCAAGUAAAGUCACUCGCUGCAUUAACAGUUUAUGUUUGGGUCGCCAAAGCCCUUAUCACUCGAUCACAUAAAAAAGGGUUUGAAAUGACAGAUUCAAUCAUUCAAUGGAUCCCCAACCCAGUGAUUGGAAAGCAAUCUUCUAGUGGAUUUGACGUUUUAAUUGGUGACGACCCGUUAUGUUUAAACAAACAAUGCUUUGCAACUGUCUCGUUUUUACAUAAACAAAAAUUCAUGGCAUACUCUUUGCCCAAAUUGCUUCACAGUUUUCAUGCUGUGAACGCAGAAGAUGAAAAAUUGAACUAUCUUAUUGCCGUCGCAUACUUGUUGAAAAAUGUCCCUAAAUCCAUUCUAAUUGACGAAUUGCCUCCCCUCGUACCACUCUUAAUUCGAUCUUCAUCGUUUCCCGAUACCGUCUUAAAAUUGUCCACACUUGACUUGUUCGAGUUUGCUCUUGGUCAGGCAACCGAUGUAAUGACUGAACAUAUCUCCACGCUUCUGCCUGCUUUUAUCGCCCUGAUUGGGCCCAAUGAAAAGUCCAUGCAUGUGCGUAUUGCAGCCUUAAAAUGUAUAGAUCUUGUAUGUAGAAACAUGUCUCGUGAUCUGGUUUUGCCUCACGUCAAGGAUACUUUAAAAUCAAUCUCGAUAUCUUUAGAUGAUAAGAAACGUCUUGUCAGGAAACAAGCUGUAGAAUGCAGAGAAAGCUGGUUUCUUAUCGGACAGCAGAAAAAAUAAACAAUAAUUCAUUUGUAUUCUUUUCUAAUUUCCUCAAGUAAGAAUGUU
Molecule: messenger RNA, 3165 nt
Organism: Mucor mucedo
Lineage: Eukaryota; Fungi; Mucoromycota; Mucoromycetes; Mucorales; Mucoraceae
Product: RNAPII transcription regulator C-terminal-domain-containing protein
Exons: 17
Coding region: 19-3117 (1032 amino acids)
Biological process (GO): iron-sulfur cluster assembly
Cellular component (GO): cytosolic [4Fe-4S] assembly targeting complex
Source: RefSeq, a predicted model, not a curated record